AUGCUCCCACAGCACUCGAUUCCACCCAAAGAAGGUAGGUUUGCUCCGUCACAUCCGUGGCCCAAAGUCAAGACACGACGAAAACGCAUGCUUUUGCGGAUCACUCGCUUCAUGCUUGCGGUAGUAGCUGGGUGGUUAGUUGUAUCAUUUCUGCUCUUCAAAUCGCCAGCUUCAGACGCAAAGAGUCUGCGAUCGACUUCUAGCUUGGUCACGGACAGGCUUUUGAAAACCUGGCCCACUGAUACCAGGACUGUGGAAUUACCGGUACAUGACUCAACAACGCAAGAGGCGCUUGAUGUGCAAUCCAUUGUGAAAAGUCCAGCAGAAUUGCCGCAAAAUGUAAAGCCUGCGACAGGGAAAGACGACGAGUCAGCUGAAUCAUUAUCAAAUAAUGUUGAACAUACCAACCAGAACAUGAAUUCAAAGAAUCUGGAGCCUAAUCUCGUUGACACUGCUCUGGACUCUCUUCUAUCGACAAUUUCUAAUAAGCUAUAUCUUCAAGAGCUCAUCCAGCCAGUGAUCGGCACAGGUGAGAAGAAGCUGCACGAGCUUGCCUUGCGCACACGCGCAUAUAAAAAGUUCUUUGAGCUUUGGGAGAAUGUCCACCUCGUCAAGAGCGAUGAUUAUGUUUACGUGCGAAAUGAUAUUGUCACCCACAUCCGCGAGAGGUUCAACGAGCCAACAUUCCCUGAAGCGCUGCACAAAUACGAAACUUACCGCCACUUUAUCACUAAGCUCUCCGCCCUGUUGUUUCCGUGGACAAGCCCAUACUUUGCAGACCAUAUGAGUUUGCACAUCUCGUCGCUCCAUGGAGGCCGGGGAAUCGUGACAACGGCAGGCAAUAACCAUGCACCUUUUCUACUGGCCGCCAUUCCUUCCUUUCGCCUCCUGGGUUGCGAUCUUCCCGUCGAGAUAAUGUAUCUCGGUGAGAGCGAUUUGAGUGAAGACUUCCGCACGAAGCUCGAUGCACUGCCAGGCGUCACAACGCGCGACCUCUCCGCAAUGGUUAGCGACGAAGGUUGGCGGCUGAACGGAUGGGCUGGUAAGCCCUUUGCUAUACUUUUCUCAUCUUUCCGUGAAGUCGUGUUCAUCGAUGCCGAUUCGUUGUUCUUCGUUAACCCCGAGUUACUAUUUGAUGACCCGGAUUACGGGCGCACGGGCGCACUUUUCUUCAGAGAUAGAAAGAUCCUUCCUGAGAGUAAGAAGGAAUGGCUGCAGAAGAUCUUGCCAAAGCCGAUUUCGCAAUCUGUGCAGGAAAGCAGAAUGUGGACCGGGGAGAGCGGGCAUGUUCAAGAGUCGGGGGUUGUUGUUGUAGACAAGUGGAAGCACUUUGUCGCAUUGUUGCUCGUAUGCAGAAUGAACGGACCCGAGAGGGAUCGUAACGGCGUGGACACUGUAGGGACCUACGAUAUGGUAUACGGUGACAAGGAAACCUUUUGGAUCGGAUGGGAACUCGCUGGUGACACUUCCUAUGCCUUCCAUUCGGGCGGAUCUGGAGUCAUGGGCAUAGUCCAAACACCUGAUAACUUCAACGCCACUGACCAACAGCCUGGAUCGACCUUUGGCACGGGGACUGAAGCGGCCCCAACGAAAAAAGAACGCAAAAUGGCGCCUGGUCAUGAGUCUGAUCUAACCAUAUGUGCCCCCCAACUUCUUCAUUUGGACCGCGAGAAGCGCCCUUUGUGGUUCAAUGGCUGGCUGUACGAGAAUAAAUAUGCGGGGAGUAAGCGGGUUCUCGGAACAUUUGAAGCGUUCAUGCAGGAGCCAAGUGAAUCAUUGGAUCGAGCACCAUGGCAACUAGAGGAGAGCAAUCUCUGUUGCUUGUCAAAUUCUGUGGCGAAGGACUUCACAAGGCAGGAGACCGAAUGGCUGGGGGUGUUGAUUGAGAUGGCAAGGACGGUGGAUAGCUAG
Messenger RNA from Penicillium hordei, 1911 nucleotides. RefSeq names its product putative alpha-1,3-mannosyltransferase. Gene Ontology annotation, cellular component: Golgi apparatus. The record is from RefSeq and is a predicted model, not a curated record. The transcript is spliced from 2 exons. Lineage: Eukaryota; Fungi; Ascomycota; Eurotiomycetes; Eurotiales; Aspergillaceae. Gene Ontology annotation, biological process: protein O-linked glycosylation. Gene Ontology annotation, molecular function: alpha-1,3-mannosyltransferase activity. Bases 1 to 1911 code for a protein of 636 amino acids.